AUGUCGCGGGGUGGUGGCAAGAGUGGUGGGAAUCGGAAUCGAAAGUACCGCGCAAUUGGACCUUCCCCGACGCAGCUCAAGUUCAUCGAGGGUUUGAGCAGCUUACCACAAGAGCUUUUGAACACCGUAUUCCGUUACAUAUUCCUUAACGACUACUCGCCCAGCAUCGUGUACAAGCUCGGGCUGUUACGUGAAUGCAAAGAUGUCCGCAUAGUGACCGCACUCAAGGAGAGUAUCGACAUGAAUACUAUGAUCCGUGUCGGCCGCCGAAACCGAUCAAGAGAGUUGAUCUCGCAGCACUGGUGUUCUCUAGGCCGACUGGAGAAUAUCGCCAUAACCGUUCCCGAUUCAAAGGCACCCGUCGUCAACCCAGAUGACGUCAAAGCCGAGUUCCAAAAGCUCAUCUCCAACAUCAACGUUCAUUCGCUCCGCUCUCUCUACUUCACGACCUGGUCACGCUUGGAUAAAGACAACUACGCUACUCUUUCGCACUUCAUGUUGUCUGCUCCGUCGUUGCGCAAUCUCCUACUUCCAGCAACCAGCUACAAACAUACACGAGGCGUUAAGAUCAACACAUGCCUCAAGUACGACGACGGCACUCAACUCUGGACUCGAAUCAAUGCCGACCUUGAAAUAGCGAAAAUCUUCCUUCAGCGAGAAGGAUUGCGCAAGCUAAAUUCCAUUACACUGGUUGGCCAGACCGACCCCAAAGUCAAUGUCGCUCAAACUGAAGAUAUUCGCCGGUUCUUCGAGCUGACGGAGUCCGCAAGCCAUGAGACUCCAGUCCAGAUUCAAGAGCUGUUUGCAAUCGGCGUUGAUCUCGCUGAAGUUACAAAGUUUGUCUCAUUGAGUCAUUUGAAGCAUCUGUUCACCUGGGAUUCUGAUAAUGUCUUCGAGGCUUUCUCAGGCUGUGAGUCUGCAUCGCUUCUAAUCGAGAGGCUCAAUUGGGUUCACACCAGAACGGCGAUUCGUAUGAGUCAGAGGAAUGAGGAAGAGGUGCUUGCUUUCUUUGCUAAACUCAUACACUUGAGGCGGCUUCGCAUCCAUCAUCGAUCGCAGUUGUACAUGUGGUACUUUCGUGAACAUUUACACGAGUAUCUCACCAGGGAACUUGAGAGCGCAUCAAUGACAUCUGGAGAUACAUAUCAUCCAAAGUUUCACACACGUCAACCAGAGGAGAUAUGGGGUUUCCAGUAUAAAGGUCUCAAAGACAUCAAUCUCGCCUUGGGUGGAGUUCAUAAACCCUUCCAGGGUAGAGACGCCGCGGAGAAUGCGCACUUCAAAUCUGUUAUCGAGAGAUAUGUCAAGAGAGUGAGUCACUGCAAGAAGCUGGAGAUCUUUGCUCUGAGUGGUUCGCAAGAUACCAUACAAGAAAAGAAGUGCUCCAGUGGGCCAGUUGUUCGAGCAUACCGAGAGGUAGCCCAACAAGCCGCCAACGCCUUGAAAGAAGUUGGCUUGAACCCCAGUAUCAUCUCAAUGCAUGGAAAGGAGCCAGUGCUCAAAGCUCUGAAGACCGCAGACAUCACGCUGAGCGAAUCGGAACGCCUCUUCAAUCUUGGUCUAAGCAGCACCCACAACUUCCAUAGCUAUCUCGACAAACAAGCUCCAAUGAUGCCUUCUUGGAAAAAGACACUCAAGGAACAUUGGGCUAUGCAGUGGCUGGCGGAAUAUGCAGGGACGUAA
This is a messenger RNA of Alternaria triticimaculans, 1683 nucleotides long. RefSeq lists its product as uncharacterized. The coding region runs from base 1 to 1683 and encodes 560 amino acids. The transcript has 4 exons. Lineage: Eukaryota; Fungi; Ascomycota; Dothideomycetes; Pleosporales; Pleosporaceae. The record is from RefSeq and is a predicted model, not a curated record.